UCUGAUUACUUUAAAUGAUACCUCGAGUACAAGUAAAAUGAAGUAAUACUUUUCGCCGGCGGCUUUAACUUGCGUGCUGAACCUGAAAUAUAUUCACUGCAAGACAAAUUUAAUAGUAUUUUUUUAAUUUGUUGUUCUAAUCUAAAACCAUUUUUUUUAAUUGAUGAAUAAAUUAAACACACAAUUUAUAACGUGUUAAAUUUCAUUUUAAUUUCAUGAUACUUUGUCCUUAUUAAAUAUUAUUAACCAGAAUUUUCUUCAUUUGAUAACUCAAUCUUUGACUCAUUAAGUCAUCAAGGUCUAUAAAUAAGCUUCAUUGUACAUUGCAAAUGAUAUCAUAAAUAAACUACUUCAAUAAUAUUCUCAUAAUACGUACACACAUUUCAUUAUUCAUUUAGAAUAAAGUUUUCUUAUACCUUCUUUUGAUAAUUUAUUAAAUCAUUACAAAUGGAGAGAAAAACAUCUCAAAUUCAACCACCAACUUAUGGAGAUUUCAUUACUAUUCUUAGUAUUGAUGGAGGUGGCGUUCGAGGAAUUAUUCCAGCUACCAUCCUCACUUUUCUUGAAUCACAACUUCAGGAGUUGGAUGGAAAAAAUGCAAGAAUUGCAGAUUACUUUGAUGUUAUUGCUGGAACUAGCACCGGUGGCCUUGUUACGGCCAUGUUAACGGCUCCAGAUGAAAAUCAUCGUCCACUUUAUGCUGCUAAGGAUAUUACACCGUUCUAUUUAGAGCAUUGUCCAAAAAUAUUUCCACAAAAGAAAUGUGGUUUGUUUGCUCCAAUUGGGAAGAUGGUGCAAGCUUUAAUAGGGCCAAAAUAUGAUGGAAAAUAUCUACAUAAGGUCGUAAAGGAAAAAUUGAAAGAUAUUUGCAUUAGUAAUACUAUUACUAAUGUUGUUAUUCCAACUUUUGAUAUCAAAAAGUUACAACCAACCAUUUUCUCCACUUAUGAGGUACAUAUUUCCUAUUCUAACAAUAUUUUACUAUCAUUUUCAGACUCUAAUUGUGAAACUAUAUAUAUAUAUAUACUGAAUAUGUUAUUAUUGAUGCAGACGAAACGAUCAACAUGUUGUUGUGAUGCAAAAUUAUCGGAUAUUUGUAUUAGUACAUCAGCAGCUCCAACUUAUCUUCCUGCUCAUUAUUUCAAAGUUGAAGAUAGCAAAGGCAAUGUUAAAGAACAUCAUCUCAUUGAUGGUGGCGUUGCGGCUAAUAAUCCGGGUUUGAUUGCAAUAUCGGAAGUAAGCAAAGAGAUAUUGAAGAACAAUCCAGAUUUCUUCCCAAUAAAGCCAAUGGAUUAUGGUCGUUUUCUUGUAAUAUCAUUAGGGACAGGAGCUGCAAAAUGUGAACAAAAAUAUAAUUCAUUGAUGGGAGCAAAAUGGGGGAUUGUAGAUUGGUUAAUUCACAAAGGUUCUACACCAUUAGUAGAAGUAUUCACACAAUCAAGUGCUGAUAUGGUUGAUUAUCAUAAUUCUGUUGUUUUUCAAGCUCUUCGUAGUGAAGAUAGUUACCUUCGAAUUCAAGAAGAUGAACUAAUUGGAACAGAAGCCUCAGUAGAUGUGGCUACAAAGAAAAAUUUGGAGAGAUUAGUUAAAAUUGGAGAAAAAUUAUUGAAAAAACCACUUUCAAGGGUAAAUUUGGAAACAGGUUUAUCAGAAUCAAUUCCUAAAGGAGGCACUAAUGAGGAAGCCCUUAAAAGGUUUGCAAGAUUAUUGGUAAAUGAAAGAAGACUUCGUGAAUCAAGAUCACCACUUAUCAAAAAAAGCUUUAAAGUUAUGCAGUCAUAAAAUAAGAAUCGAGUUGUUUAAUUAAGUAAUAUAUAUUGUAACUAUAUAUAAAUUUCUUAGCUAGCUAU
Molecule: messenger RNA, 1850 nt
Organism: Solanum pennellii
Lineage: Eukaryota; Viridiplantae; Streptophyta; Magnoliopsida; Solanales; Solanaceae
Product: patatin-like protein 2
Exons: 6
Coding region: 448-1782 (444 amino acids)
Biological process (GO): lipid metabolic process
Molecular function (GO): glycerophospholipase activity; monoacylglycerol lipase activity
Source: RefSeq, a predicted model, not a curated record